GUCAUACUUUAGUAUGUCGUCCAGAAUCGCAGGUUAUGGAGACUGUUUUCUCUGUUUUUGUGGAGUCCCGAUCAGGUAUUUCUUGUUAAUAGCUGCUGUUUUUAUUUUAUUUUUUUGCAGAGAGCUGCUGAAGGAUCACCCGUACUUCUAUGUGCCUGACGUCAUUGACGAGCUCAGCAGCCCGCAUGUCCUCACCACAGCGCUGGUUCCCGGGUUUCCUCUGGACCAGGCCACCGACCUGUCCCAGGAGCUCAGGAAUGAGAUUUGUGAGCAGAUCCUAAUUUUGUGCUUGAGGGAGCUUUUUGAGUUCAGAUACAUGCAGACUGAUCCAAACUGGUCCAACUUCUUCUUUGAUCCACAAGCUCACAAGGUUGCACUGCUGGAUUUUGGAGCUACUCGAGGAUUUGACAAGAGUUUCACUGACACCUACAUCGAGAUUAUUCACGCAGCAGCAAAUCAGGACAGAGAAGGUGUCCUGCAGAAAUCCAGAGACAUGAGGUUCCUCACAGGAUACGAGUCAAAGGUAACAAACAUCUUUAUCAUCAGCCACAUUUACAUCUUAAGAGCAACCAUCAAGAGGCAGAUAAAUCCUGACAAAAAAAAUACAAAACUUGG
Plectropomus leopardus (leopard coralgrouper) is the source of this 615-nucleotide messenger RNA. The record is from RefSeq and is a predicted model, not a curated record. NCBI's taxonomy places the organism in Eukaryota, Metazoa, Chordata, Actinopteri, Perciformes, Serranidae.